Molecule: messenger RNA, 1293 nt
Organism: Rosa chinensis
Lineage: Eukaryota; Viridiplantae; Streptophyta; Magnoliopsida; Rosales; Rosaceae
Exons: 3
Coding region: 1-1293 (430 amino acids)
Molecular function (GO): RNA-DNA hybrid ribonuclease activity; nucleic acid binding
Source: RefSeq, a predicted model, not a curated record
AUGCCGGUUGCUGACAUGUUGGUAGACGCAGUUGCAGGGAACGAAUUGUUGUCUUUCAUGGAUGGCACAGCGGGAUAUCACCAGAUUCCGGUCACGGAGGAAGAUAGACACAGACCGCAUUCCGCUGCCCUGGAGGUUUACAUUGAUGACGUCGUUGUGAAGUCUAAGAAGAGUGGAGAUCACUUCACGGAUCUCAGAAAAGUUUUCGAGCGCAUGCAGCUACACAAGCUCAAGAUGAAUCCCGCCAAGAGCAUUUUUGGAGUUCAGGCAGAAGAUUUCCUGGGAUUCAUUGUCCAUCAAAGAGGCAUUGAGGUACCUGAGGAUACAGCACAACGACUAUUGGGUAGGAUCAACUUUUUGAGACGAUUCAUUUCUAACUCUUCAGGAAAAAUCCAUCUGUUUUCCCCACUGUUGAAGUUGCAAGGACAGAAUGAGUUUGUGUGGGAACCUAAACAUCAAGAGGCUUUCGACAAAAUCAAGGCCUAUCUAGCUAGCCUGCCAGUGCUUGUUCCUCCUAGAGCGGGAUUUCCAUUAAAGUUGUAUGUUUCAGCAGCUGAGGCUUCCAUUGGCAGCCUCCUCGCUCAGGAUGAUGCAAAUGGUGUUGAACAUGCCAUCUUUUACCUCAUCAAAUAUAUGCUAUCGCGACCUAUCUUGAGAGACCGUAUUGGCAAGUGGGUGCUCGCCUUAUCAGAAUUCUCACUACAGUAUGUGCCACAGAAAGCAGUAAAGGGGCAAGCCAUAGCAGACUUUCUGGCACAUCACCCUAUGCUGGAUGUCCCCGCGGUUAGAGAUUUAGAGGCCGCUGCCACAACUUUAGAUCACCCGGAUUUAGCGUGCUUGCCAGAGUACGCCGCGCUUUAUCUAGCCACAGUCUCACUCCAGCCUUGGGUGUUAUAUUUUGACGGGUCAAGAACAGAUACGCUAGCAGGAGCAGGGAUUGUCUUGGAAAACCCGGCCGACGAUCGAUUUUCCUACUCUUUCCAGUUUGAGUUCCAGUGUACCAAUAACCAAGCAGAGUAUGAGGCCCUCAUUAUAGGCCUAGAAGUACUACUGGAAAUGGGAAUCGGCGAUGUACAAAUACUUGGCGAUUCUCUCUUGGUUAUCAAUCAGUUGUGCAAUGAGUUCAGAUGCAAUAGCUUCACGUUGGUUCCUUAUUGGAACAGGGCAUUAGACCUGUUGGACCAGUUUGAUAACAUACAUCUAGAGUACAUUCCUCGCGAGCGAAAUUUUACAGCGAACGAGUUGGUCCAACUGCCAACAGGGGUAACAUUGAGAUAUGGCGUGCGGGAGUGA